AUGUCCCUCUCUGCGGCGCGCGCCUCUCUCCGGCACGCCGGGCCAUCUGUGCGCGCACUGAGCUCGACUGCGCGCGUCGAGGCCACCAAGAAAUCUGUCAAGGGCAAGGGCAAGCCCAAGGCUAAGGCGGCUCCCAAGGUCGUUGCGGCCAAGGUUGACGAGUCGCUUCCGCUCGACGAGGCGAUCCGCGUGCUGCGCGCACUCGAGAUCUCGUCUCCACACUCGGCUUUCCAAAUGGAGGUGAUGACCAAGCACAACAAGCCGAACGCCCCACCGCUGCGUGGCCGCAUCUCGCUGCCCCACGACCCCAGGCGUGUGGCCGACACCAUUGUCGUGUUCGCCGAGGCUGACUCUCCGGCAGCCAACGCUGCGCGCGAGGCCGGCGCCCACAUCAUCGGUGGACAGGACUUGUUCCCCAAGAUCCUCAGCGGCGAAAUUGUACCAACAAAGUGUCUCGCGACCUCAGGUAUGAUGCCGCUCGUCAGCGCCUCGCUCGCGCGCUUCCUCGGUCCCAAGGGAUUGAUGCCGAACUUCAAGCGUGGGACGGUUGGUGAGGGUGUGGAGCUGGGUCGCCUUGUCGAGGAGGCUGGUGGCUCGAUUGAGUGGAAGGCCAACAAGCUUGGAACAGUGCGCACGCCUGUUGGCAGGAUGACCUUCACGGCGGAGGACGUGACCCAGAACGUCCGCCUGUUCAUGGACCACAUCCGCGAUCAGUCUGUCAAGCUGUCUAGCUCCGAAUCUGCCUUGACACGCGUCAACAAGGUCGGCAAGCUCACCCGGGUGUGCAUCGAGACCACUCACGGGCCGAGUAUCGAGAUCAAGGACAUCCUCUAG
Molecule: messenger RNA, 834 nt
Organism: Cutaneotrichosporon cavernicola
Lineage: Eukaryota; Fungi; Basidiomycota; Tremellomycetes; Trichosporonales; Trichosporonaceae
Exons: 2
Coding region: 1-834 (277 amino acids)
Biological process (GO): translation
Cellular component (GO): mitochondrial large ribosomal subunit
Molecular function (GO): structural constituent of ribosome; RNA binding
Source: RefSeq, a predicted model, not a curated record